AUGGCUUCCAAAGUGACUUCCUUCGCCGUUCUGCUGCUGGUGGCAGUUUUUGCCAUGUCUCUCUCACCCUCAGAUGCUGCGCGCAACCGCCCGUACUGCCGCUUCGACGGGAAGCUGGUGGUGAGCAACCUCGUGAAGGAGCUCACGGCGGCCGGAAACUACUCGACUCUGAUCGCCGCGCUUAAGACGACAGACCUAGACAAAGACCUCGCUGACCUUUUCAACUGCUACGAGGCGACGCUCUUCGCGCCCACGGACGCGGCGUUCGAGGAGCUCUCCAAUGACACGAAGAAGGCGAUUGAAGACGACAAGGUGCUGCGCGAAGUGCUGCUGCUGCACGUAGUACAGAAGAAAAUGACUGCCGCUGAGCUCAUGGCACUGCCCCAGGGAAAGCAGCUCAAGGCCGCAGCAGGCGGGUGCAAGGCUCGUUUGGUGAAGGUGUCAACUCGCGGCGCCCAGCCAGUCGAGGUGCAGGCCAAGGACGGCCCGCAGGAAGCUUCCGUGGUGGCUGCUGACGUCAUAUCGAUCCGAGUGGUGCAGGUGCACAGGGUGGAUGACGUCAUCCUGCCCAAGACCCUGCAGAAGGGCGAAGGUGAUUCCCUCAAGCCCACCAAGUGCGUCGCCUGGAGGGCUUAG
Molecule: messenger RNA, 636 nt
Organism: Closterium sp. Yama58-4
Lineage: Eukaryota; Viridiplantae; Streptophyta; Zygnematophyceae; Desmidiales; Closteriaceae
Source: the annotation of a GenBank genome assembly